This is a messenger RNA of Macroventuria anomochaeta, 1098 nucleotides long. RefSeq lists its product as uncharacterized. The coding region runs from base 1 to 1098 and encodes 365 amino acids. Gene Ontology annotation, molecular function: protein binding; translation initiation factor activity; metallopeptidase activity. Lineage: Eukaryota; Fungi; Ascomycota; Dothideomycetes; Pleosporales; Didymellaceae. Gene Ontology annotation, cellular component: cytoplasm; eukaryotic 43S preinitiation complex; cytosol. The record is from RefSeq and is a predicted model, not a curated record. The transcript is spliced from 3 exons.
AUGGCGGAUUUCACAAAAGAAGUGACCUUCAAGUCGGUCCAAAUCGACGCCCUCGUGGCUAUCAAGCUCGCUACUGCCAGCGGAAAGUCGUUUCCCAGCGUGGCGACCGGAAGCCUGGUGGGCAUGGAGAAGAACGGCAUCCUCGAAAUCACCAACUCGUUCCCCUUCCCCGAGACAGCCGCCGCUGCGAACGAUGGCCAGAGCGACUCUGCCAGCAACCUCGCUGCUUCAGCUCCCCGUGCUAAGCACAACGUCGCAUACAGCAACGAGAUGAUCAAGUUCCUGCGCGAAGUCAAUGUGGACGCGAACAACGUCGGCUGGUACACAAGCACAAGCAUGGGCAACUUUGUCAACCUGCAGACGAUCGAGAACCAGUACUUCUACCAGAACGCCCCCGACGAGAAGACGGUUGCGCUCGUCUACGACGUCAGCAGGAGCUCCGAGGGCGCCAUGAAUCUGCGCGCAUACAGGCUGUCGCCCGCCUUCAUGACAGCGUACAAGGAGGGCAAGUUCACAACUGAGAGCCUGCAGAAGAGCGGCCUCAGGUACUCGGACAUCCUCCUCGAGCUCCCCGUUACCAUUCGCAACUCCCACCUCCUCACCUCCCUUCUCCACCAGCUGCCCACACAGGCACCCAAGGAGGAGCUCGCUUUUCCCCCGAACCUGUCUGCCCUGCUCCAGGACAAGAACACCCCCCAGCCUCCCCUGUACCCCAACUACGACUCGCUCGACCUCUCCAUCGAUCCCUUCCUUGAGAAGACCUGCGACCUGCUCCUCGAGAGCAUCGAGAACCACCACACCGAGCUCAACAACUACCAGUACUACCAGCGCUCGCUCGCCCGCGAGCAGACCAAGAUCACCGCAUGGCAGCAGAAGCGCAAGGCCGAGAACUCUGCGCGGUCGGCCUCGAAGCAGCCAUUGCUCCCAGAGGACGAGUGGCAGAGGCUGUUCAAGCUGCCCCAGGAGCCCAGCAGGCUGGAGACGCUGCUCAACUCGAGGCAGGUCGAGCAGUACUCGAGGCAGGUGGAUGGCUUCACCGCAGGCGUCACAUCGAAGAUGUUCGCGGUCAAGUCGAACCUUCUGCCAGGGGAUGCUUGA